Molecule: messenger RNA, 441 nt
Organism: Meyerozyma guilliermondii ATCC 6260
Lineage: Eukaryota; Fungi; Ascomycota; Pichiomycetes; Serinales; Debaryomycetaceae
Exons: 1
Coding region: 1-441 (146 amino acids)
Source: RefSeq, a predicted model, not a curated record
AUGGAAACCAUGAAGAAAAGUGACAGAAAUACUAGAAGUUGUAGAACGAAAGCGAGAGUUGCAGGAUUAAGACGGUGUGUGCAGUACUACAGACUGCGACCCAUGCAGUACCGAAAGACCUUCUCCUGCAGCGAAUCGUACUUCGUACGAUUCAUGAUGAGCAACAUUGCAGACAUUUUCAACCCUCCCGCAUCGCGCCCGGUCGUCACAGACAAUUGCGCGCCGUGCACGGCUGUGCAGGCUCUCAUGUGUUUUGGUGGGGGAUGGUAUAUGCUGCUGGGGUUUCCAUUACAAGAUAAAAACGGAAUUAUCGAUGUACGUAAGCAUCCAGUUUGGUGGCAAAAAAGUGUACGAGGCGUGGGGGUUUUGUUAGUAGGAUUAGGAGCAUAUAGAGUGGGGGAGUUGGCACAAAUGGCGUGGCAUAGGUAUAAGACUAAGUAA